Messenger RNA from Meriones unguiculatus (Mongolian gerbil), 970 nucleotides. RefSeq names its product N-6 adenine-specific DNA methyltransferase 1 (gene Hemk2). NCBI's taxonomy places the organism in Eukaryota, Metazoa, Chordata, Mammalia, Rodentia, Muridae. Gene Ontology annotation, biological process: methylation. The coding region runs from base 11 to 685 and encodes 224 amino acids. Gene Ontology annotation, molecular function: nucleic acid binding; protein methyltransferase activity; S-adenosylmethionine-dependent methyltransferase activity. The transcript is spliced from 6 exons. Gene Ontology annotation, cellular component: eRF1 methyltransferase complex. The record is from RefSeq and is a predicted model, not a curated record.
UGCGCACUUAAUGCAGGCCGGUGAGACGCGGAAAAGGAAGAUGGCGGCGCCGAGCCUCCCCACGCCGUUGUAUGGACACGUGGGUCGCGGAGCCUUCAGCGACGUGUACGAGCCCGCGGAGGACACGUUCCUGCUGCUGGACGCGCUCGAGGCGGCGGCGGCGGAGCUAGCAGGAGUGGAAAUAUGCCUUGAAGUAGGAGCAGGGUCUGGUGUGGUGUCUGCAUUCCUCGCCUCCAUGAUAGGUCCUCAGGCCUUGUACAUGUGCACUGAUAUCAAUCCUGAGGCAGCCGCAUGUACGUUAGAGACAGCACGCUGUAACAGAGUUCACAUUCAGCCAGUAAUUACAGAUUUGGUCCAAGGCUUGCUGCCCAGAUUGAAGGGGAGAGUGGAUCUGCUGGUGUUCAACCCCCCCUAUGUAGUGACUCUGCCCGAAGAGGUAGGAAGUCAUGGAAUAGAAGCAGCUUGGGCCGGCGGCAGGAAUGGCCGGGAAGUCAUGGACAGGCUCUUCCCACUGGCUUCAGAACUCCUCUCCCCAAGAGGGCUCUUCUUCUUAGUGACCAUCAAAGAAAACCAUCCAGAAGAAAUUUUUAAAAUACUGAAGACAAAAGGUCUGCAAGGGACAACAGCACUUUGCAGGCAAGCAGGCCAAGAAAUCCUGUCAGUCCUCAGGUUCAGCAAGUCUUGAAAGCCACUGAAGUAAUAAGCAAGAGCUGCUGGAAGCUGGACACAACUCAGUAGGCUUGAGAGUGAUGCCAUUCCCUGCCCAAAAAAUUUAUCAGAUAUUUUCAUAAAGAAAAAGUAGGGCUGGCUAGUAGUGGCACACACCUUUAAUCACAGCACUCAGGAGGCAGAGACAGGAGAUCUCCGUGAGUUCAAGGUCAGCCUGGUCUACAGUCUAGUUUCAGGACAACCAGGGCUACAUAAAGAAACCCUGUCUUGAAAAAUUAAACAGAAAAAAAAGAAAAGAAAA